AUGAUUACCGGGCAGCUGGGCAAACCGGCGCUCGCCCUGCCGCCGGAGAUGAGCGACGCGGACCCGCGGGGGGCGGGGGGGGACCACCACCACUACGACGACGACGACGUCGCCGGCGACGACGGCGGGCCGGACACCCCCGACAGCGAGCGGAGCGAGCCCCGGCCCCCGGAGCCCGAGGACAGCGACGGCGGCGAGGACCGCGACCGCCACCGCCACCGCCCCGCCAAACCCCGCGGGAUCCAAGGAAACUUGUCACAACGAGAGAGACCUGACACACCUACAGAACAGAACCAGCUCAAGCAUUCCUACCCCUCCUUUGCAAUAGGACCCCAGCACUUGCUGUCCGCCCAGCAGCUGGCUUCAGCUGUGGCGGGGGUGGUGCCCGGGGCCCCCCCGUGCCUGAACCAGCCCGUGCUCCUCCCCUUCAACAUGGCCGGGCAGCUGAGCGGGCAGCAGGGCCUGCUGCUCACCAUGCCCAGCACCAGCCUGGCCAACCUCCAGGGGCUGAUGGCGGCAGCGGCGGCCGGCGGCAUCAUGACCUUACCGCUACAGAACCUGCAAGCUACCUCAUCCCUGAACUCACACCUCCAGCACAUGCAGAAACUACAGCAGCUCCAGCACCAGCACCAACAGCAACAUCAGCGGCAGCAGCACCAACAGCACCUACAGCAACAGCAACAGCAGCAGCAGCAGCGACUGCAAUACCAGCAUCAUCUGCAGCAACAGAAACACCUGCAGCAACAUCAGCACCAAGGACAGCAACAGCAACAUCACGUACAACGCCAUCAGCAACACCAAGGACUGCAACAGCACCUUCAUCAGCAACAGCACCAAGGACAGCAACACCAACAUCACCUACAGCAUCAACACCAAAGACAGCAGCACCAACAACAUCUACCACAGCAACAGCAACGCCAACAACAUCUACCACAGCAACAGCAACAUCAACGACAUCUACCACAGCAACAGCAACACCAAGGACAGCAACAGCCACAGCACCUACCACAGCAACAGCAAGGACAGCCACACCAGUCCCUCGAUCAGCAUCAUCCCAUACAGCCGCAGCUCACCCCACCUGACCAGCAGCGGUCGCCUUCAUCCUCUUCCUCCUCCUUAUCUUCAUCACAAGAGCUCAGAAAGCCUUCGCCAUCCCAUCCCGGUUACACCUCGCCUCACCACAGACAGACCUACUCUCCCACAUGCGGCCUGACCACACCCCUUACGCCCCCCUCACCUCUCCAGCUGAACUCUCUGUCCAAUCAGACGGCAGCGGCGGCAGCUGCAGCCAUUGGCUCCCUUGGUGUAACACAGCCUUUUGGCGCCACCAUCCCAGGCCUGCAAGGUGUAGGCGCACAGCUGGUCACCAACGCGCAAGGACAGAUUAUUGGAACAAUCCCACUGAUUCCAAACUCCGCAGGUCCCCCAAACCAGGCAGGGGGCGGAGCAUCAGGGCUACCAGUGCAGCCAAUCACGCCUCAGCUCCUGACCAAUGCCCAAGGUCAGAUUAUCGCCACCGUCAUCGGCAACCAGAUCCUGCCCGUCAUCAACACCCAGGGAAUCACACUUUCCCCCGUGAAGCCAGGACAGCAGGUCCAGCAAGGACAGGUGGGCCCCGUGACUGUCAGCCUCCAUCAGCGACCACACGGCCAGGCCUCGGUUUCCCAGAGUCCCGUUCACCAGGCCUCCUCCGCCUCCAGCUCCCCCUCCUCCUCCGCCGCCCUCAGCGUGGGGCAGCUGGUCAACAACCCCACGGGGGGCCCCGGAGAGGUGGAGGGGGUCAACCUGGACGAGAUCCGCGAAUUCGCCAAAGCCUUCAAGAUCCGCCGCCUGUCCCUGGGGCUGACUCAGACUCAGGUCGGCCAGGCCCUCAGCGCCGCCGAGGGUCCAGCCUACAGCCAGUCUGCCAUCUGCAGACACACCAUCCUGAGAGGCCACUUCCUCCUGCCGCAGGAAGCCCAGGAGGGCGGCGUAGCUAGCGGGCUGUCUGCCAAACUGAACCCUGGCCUUUUAUACCCCGCCAGGUUCGAGAAGCUGGACAUCACGCCAAAGAGCGCCCAGAAGAUUAAGCCCGUGCUGGAGCGCUGGAUGGCGGAGGCCGAGGCCCGCCACCGCGCGGGGGCGUGCGGCCUGUCCGACUUUAUCGCCGGCGAGCCCUCCAAAAAGCGCAAGAGGCGCACCUCCUUCACCCCGCAGGCGCUGGAGGUCCUCAACGGCCACUUCGAGCGGAACACGCACCCCUCGGGCCAGGAGAUGACCGCGAUCGCCGAGGCGCUGGGCUACGACCGCGAGGUGGUGCGCGUCUGGUUCUGCAACAAGCGGCAGGCGCUCAAGAACACCGUGAAGCGGCUGAAGCCGGCCGAGCUCGACUCCGCCGUCGCCGCGGAGACCCUCGCGGACGCCCUCCUGGGCCCGCUGGACGAACGCCCCUAAAGAUUUUGACGCUUUAGUUUUUGUUUCUUAAACUGAACGACGACAAAAAAAAAACUAAAACUAAAACAAAUUAAAAAAAAAGAUUUUUCGUCGGAUUGAUUCCGGCAAGUCAAAGCGCUCGAUGUCAAGCCUGAGAAUCAUUUGUGGACUCGCCGCUGGACAGGAUUGGACGAUCAAUCAUACCGGCUACAGGAGCAACAAACUGAAAUAAUCACAGGGUGUAAAUGUAGUUAUUCCAGCCAGUCAGCUGAGAAAGCUGGCAAAAAAACAACCAAAUAUAACGGAAAAUGGAAACCAAAUAUGAAAUAAUAAAAACACUUGUAAAUAAAAAAUAAAAUAAAAUAAAAAAAAGUGUUAAGAUGUCCAUAAACUGGUUGAUAAUCUGCUUUAAAUGCAGUUCUUAUAGAUUUGCUAUGAGAACAAAUGGAGCUGGGAAAUGAACGUUUUUGGUCCCUCGCUUUUACUACCAAAAUCAAAGAGAAAUGUAUGAAGGGGGAAAAACCAAAAUAGUCUUCUGACCAAAGUCUGAGUUUGUGCAUCUGAUCCUUGGCAAGUACACAUCUUUGUUUUUGUACAGUAAAUAUGCUAAUUUUUUACAUUUAUAUUGACAUUGUAUAAAUCUGUAAGGUUGUGGGGAUGCUCCCACAGUUUAGCUUUCUCACUUGUGUGUCUUGCUUGUGACCAUGUUUCGCGUUUUAUUUUUACAUGAGUGCAGUUCUGUCCACCGAAGACCCCAAAUUGAAAUGCCUGUUAUAGGCACAUUGUUUUAAACAGGGCAUUUUAUGUAUUUUUCCUUGCUUAAACAAGAUUUAGGCAACAUCAUAAAACAGAACAUUCAUCAGUUGCAAGAGUUACACAAUGGCGUUUUUUUUUUUUUUUUUUUUUCUCGACCAAACCACGGCAAAAUGAUUAAUAUUGUACCUGCUUCUCCGUUUCUGUCGCUGUCACUGUGUUCCUUUUCAUUUGAAACACUGGUUUAAAAGUAUAUAUUUAUAUGUCUUUCAUUUAUUUUUUUUAUUUUUGAUAAAAUUGUCUAUGUAUGAGAGGAGGGAUGGAUAGGGGCCUUGUUCUGUUAGCCAUAAAGAAUUCUGCAAGGUUAAUCUUCAAGGAUGACUAUCCCUGUGCUGUAGCAUGGGGUGAUGUCAUUCUGUUGCUACUGACGCUCAGCCAAAGAACCCAUUCAUGGGUCCAAGGGCUUGUGAAGCUGUUCCCCAAAGCCAGUAACAUCACAAAUGUUUAUUUCAUUGUUUUAAUGAUGCGUUCAACUGCUUUGUAUUUCUAUAUCUUGAUACAGUGUACAGAAGGUAUGUACAAAAGAAAUGUAUGUAAACAUAAUUCAGUGUUGUGUUACACUUUUUUAAAUUCCAUUUUGAUAAAGGUGGCUAAGUUGGUAAAGGUUCACGUCAUGACUGUAUGGCCUGGAUGUCACAUUAACCGUGCUAUAUUAACACUUCCCACAAUGCACCAGAUACCCAUUGGCUACCAGUCGUCAGUGAGAAAUACACCUGUCCUCCAAUCAGAAUCUCCUUUAGAGCUGCAUUGGGUAAAAUGGUUAGUGGCUCAUGGGAAAGUGCGUGGGAGGAGUGCAGGGCUGUGUUCGAAUAAGCACACUUGUCUACUAUUAAGUAUAGUUAUUGAGUACACUUAAUGAGAAAGUAGGAGACUUUUUUAUCAAAACGUAGUGUACUUAAAAUCCCGGGAUGAUAUACUCAUUUCACUGAUAAUAUUUGGUAGCAUAUUUUUCAGGAAAUAAACGACCAUUGUGGUACCCUAAAUAUGAUGCGCAGUGUUCUUUUUUUUAUUAGUUGCAGCUUCACUGACAUUUUCCUUCAAACAACAAUGACACGUGAGCGCGGCAUUUAAAUGCCAACUACAAGGGUGGGUGUCUGACGACACUUCCACAGUACAGUUGGAAAAUAGUAUGUAGGAUAUUUUUCGCAUACUGCAUGUUGCGUACUAAACGGUAUGAAACUCUGCAGGACCACUGGUGUGCGUUGAAGUUCUACAGUGAAGUGAGAGGCACAGUUAGAGAUUCCAAAUCAGGCAGAAACUAUUUUAAGGAUACAUUUGAUAGAAAUGCAGAACAUAACCUCACAAAAUAUUUGAUUUGUGAAAGUCCUUUUUUUUUAUUUUUAAUUGCCAACUUUUAUGAAACAGCUUCAACCAAAAGAACAUCCAGCAGAUCCCGAUUGCAGAAAGUUUGUAUGUGUCCUUGAAAAAACUGUUUUGAAAAGACCAGCCAAAGUAAGAGUGGUGGGUGGAGCUUUUUCCUGGAAAACACCAACUUCCUGCAAUCAAUCAAGAGACUUUGCUCUCCACUGCAAAGUCUCAGAUUGGUGGGUCAUUGUUUUUGUGUUAUGUGUUUUAUUUACAACUUUCUCGCUUGUGAUAUCAAGUCAACCUCCACCUACACAGUGCCGAUCAGGACAAUUGUUCUGCAGACUGACCCCGUCAUUCUACUUGUUUUUUAUGACAGCAAUUCAAUUCAUCAAGAUUAGGAACUGUUUUUUUCUUCUUGCUGUUAAUUGGCAUCAGUCAGAAUUCUUGAAUGCAAUCUGUGAAAUGAAGCUUGUCUAAUUGGUGGUUAGCUGAAGAGACCAAUGGUUUCUGACUCCGAAUCUCCAUUGCUGUGCAUGCAUUUGGAGGGCCUGAGGGCUUUGUAACUGUACAAUGGAUGGGUGAUUACAAUAACAGCAAUAAUAGCAUUUCAUUCCUGAUCCACCCUACUGCUAAGCUUUCUGCAUUGACAGUUGACUGUCUUGUCAUGCACUGACAUUGAUGAAUAAAACUUUCAAAAUAAGAUAAGUCAUCUGUAUCUUUUGAGUUAAUGACAGUUACAAUAUACUGUCCACUUCUGUCUAGUGAUAAAACAAGCCUUGGCAGGCCAUUUAAAUCACUUAAAUCAUUUAAAUCCAAAGAUGAAUGAAAAGAAAUAUUAAAAUAUGUAUUAAGAAAUACACAAGCAAACAAUAUACCACCAAAAGCAUAAACUUCAAUUCUAACAGUUAUGGGGUCCUGUACACUUGAACAAAUGCAUUUUCUCUCAGCUUUGGACAAAUACCUCUCGG
Anguilla anguilla (European eel) is the source of this 5501-nucleotide messenger RNA. Its product is annotated as POU domain, class 6, transcription factor 2-like. NCBI's taxonomy places the organism in Eukaryota, Metazoa, Chordata, Actinopteri, Anguilliformes, Anguillidae. Bases 1 to 2433 code for a protein of 810 amino acids. The transcript has 9 exons. The record is from RefSeq and is a predicted model, not a curated record. Gene Ontology annotation, biological process: regulation of transcription by RNA polymerase II. Gene Ontology annotation, molecular function: RNA polymerase II cis-regulatory region sequence-specific DNA binding; DNA-binding transcription factor activity, RNA polymerase II-specific.